Carlito syrichta (Philippine tarsier) is the source of this 3036-nucleotide messenger RNA. RefSeq names its product hexokinase domain containing 1 (gene HKDC1). Gene Ontology annotation, molecular function: mannokinase activity; fructokinase activity; D-glucose binding. The coding region runs from base 251 to 2923 and encodes 890 amino acids. Gene Ontology annotation, biological process: glucose 6-phosphate metabolic process; glycolytic process; intracellular glucose homeostasis. NCBI's taxonomy places the organism in Eukaryota, Metazoa, Chordata, Mammalia, Primates, Tarsiidae. Gene Ontology annotation, cellular component: mitochondrion; cytosol. The transcript has 17 exons. The record is from RefSeq and is a predicted model, not a curated record.
CUCCACCAACCCUCAGCUACCAUCCGGAGCCUCCUAUUAGACAACCAAGUGUGUGUUGGAGGGAGGAACCAGAGAGAGGGGACGAAGUUUAAUCAUUGAACCAAGCAGGCUGGAAGUAUUUAGUCUGCAGCACCUGGCUCCCCGGGAGGUCUCUCAGCUUGAACUGGAAGUGUGUAGCACUUCAGAGUCUUGGGAGUAAGCACCGCACAGAAAUCUCUGCCCAUCUCAGGGGGAAUCAAACUUGGAGAAAAUGUUUGCUGUACACUUGAUGGCAUUUUACUUCGCCAAGCUGAAGGAGGAUCAGAUCAAGAAGGUGGACAGGUUCCUGUAUCACAUGCGGCUCUCUGAUGACACCCUUUUUGACAUCAUGGCGCGGUUCCAGACCGAAAUGGAGAAGGGCCUGGCGAAGGACACCAACCCCACAGCCUCGGUGAAGAUGCUGCCUACCUUUGUCAGGGCCAUUCCAGAUGGCUCGGAAAACGGGGAGUUCCUUUCCCUGGAUCUGGGAGGGUCCAAGUUUCGGGUUUUGAAGGUGCAAGUCGCCAAGGAGGGGAAGCGGCAAGUCCAGAUGGAGAGUCAGUUCUACCCGAUGCCCAAUGAGAUCAUCCGUGGGAAUGGCACCGAGCUGUUUGAAUACUUAGCCGACUGUCUGGCAGAUUUCAUGAAGACCAAAAAUCUGAAACACAAGAAACUGCCCCUUGGCCUAACCUUUUCCUUCCCUUGCAAACAAACUAAAUUGGAAGAGGGUAUCCUGCUUUCGUGGACGAAGAAGUUCAAGGUGCGAGGAGUUCAGGACAUAGAUGUCGUGAGCCACCUGACCAAAGCCAUAAAAAAACACAAGGACAUAGACGUAGACAUCUUGGCCUUGGUCAAUGACACGGUGGGGACCAUGAUGACGUGUGCCUAUGACGAUCCCUCCUGCGAAGUUGGUGUCAUCAUUGGAACUGGCACCAAUGCGUGUUACAUGGAGGACAUGAGCAACAUUGACCUGGUGGAGGGCGACGAGGGACGCAUGUGCAUCAACACAGAGUGGGGAGCCUUUGGGGACGACGAGGCCUUGGAAGACAUCCGCACCGAGUUUGACAGGGAGCUGGACCUCGGCUCUCUCAACCCGGGAAAGCAACUGUUCGAGAAGAUGAUCAGCGGCCUCUACCUGGGGGAGCUCGUCAGGCUCAUUCUGCUGAAGAUGGCCAAGACUGGCCUCCUGUUUGGUGGCAAGAAAUCCUCCGCGCUCCACACCAAGGGCAAGAUCGAGACACGGCACGUGGCUGCCAUGGAGAAGUAUAAAGAAGGCCUUGCCAACACGCGAGAGAUCCUGACGGACCUGGGCCUGGAGCCGUCCGACGCCGACUGCAUCGCUGUCCAGCACGUCUGCACCAUCGUCUCCUUCCGCUCGGCCAAUCUCUGCGCGGCGGCCCUGGCGGCCAUCCUGACCCGCCUCCGGGAGAACAAGAAGCUGGCGCGACUCCGGACCACGGUGGGCGUGGACGGAACCCUCUACAAGACACACCCUCAGUACCCAAAACGCCUGCACAAGGUGGUGAGGAAACUGGUCCCAAACUGUGAUGUCCGCUUCCUCCUGUCGGAGAGUGGCAGCACCAAGGGGGCUGCGAUGGUGACCGCAGUGGCCUCCCGCAUGCAGGCCCAGCGGAAGCAGAUCAACCGGGUGCUGGCUUUGUUCCAGCUGACCCGAGAGCAGCUUGUGGACGUGCAGGGCAAGAUGCGGGCUGAGCUUGAGUACGGGCUGAAGAGGAAGACCCACUCGGUGGCCACAGUCAAGAUGCUGCCUACCUACGUUUGUGGGCUGCCAGAUGGCACAGAGAAAGGAAAGUUCCUUGCCCUGGAUCUGGGGGGGACCAACUUCCGGGUCCUCCUGGUAAGGAUCAGAAGUGGGCGGAGGUCCGUGCGGAUGUACAACAAGAUCUUCGCCAUCCCCCUGGAGAUCAUGCAGGGCACCGGCGAGGAGCUCUUUGACCACAUUGUGCAGUGCAUCGCCGACUUCCUGGACUACAUGGGCCUCAAGGGAGCCCCGCUGUCCCUGGGCUUCACGUUCUCAUUCCCCUGCAGGCAGACGAGCAUCGACAAGGGAACACUCAUAAGGUGGACCAAAGGCUUCAAGGCCACUGACUGUGAAGGGGAGGACAUGGUGGACAUGCUCAGGGAAGCCAUCAAGAGGAGAAAUGAGUUUGACCUGGACGUAGUUGCACUCGUGAAUGACACAGUAGGGACCAUGAUGACCUGUGCCUAUGAAGAUCCUAAUUGCGAGAUUGGCCUGAUUGCCGGUAAGUGGUCCAAACUACCCAUUGACUUAAACCCCUUCUCCUAUCAUGCUGUCUUCUGCAAUACAUUGGUGCCCUCCCAACGUUACCCAUCUUUCCCUAACAGAUAUGAGAAAAUGACCAGUGGGAUGUACCUGGGGGAGAUCGUACGGCAGAUCCUGAUUGACCUGACCAAGCAGGGUCUCCUCUUCCGAGGGAAGAUUUCAGAACGCCUCCGGACCAGAGACAUCUUCGAAACUAAGUUUCUGUCCCAGAUCGAAAGUGACCGGCUGGCCCUCCUUCAGGUCAGGAGGAUCCUGCAGCAGCUGGGCCUGGACAGCACGUGUGAAGACAGCAUCGUAGUAAAGGAAGUGUGCGGAGCUGUGUCCCAGCGGGCGGCCCAGCUCUGUGGUGCUGGCCUGGCUGCCAUUAUGGAAAAAAGGAGGGAAGACCAGGGGCUCGAGCACCUAAAGAUCACUGUAGGUGUGGACGGUACCCUGUACAAGCUGCACCCUCAUUUUUCUCGGAUACUGCAGGAAACUGUGAAAGAACUAGCCCCUCAAUGUGAUGUGACAUUCUUGCUAUCAGAAGAUGGCAGUGGAAAGGGAGCAGCUCUGAUCACUGCUGUGGCCAAGAGGUUACAGCAGCUGCAGAAGGAGAACUAGUAGCCCCCUGGGUCGGGCCCAGUGCACCUUGGAUAACGACCAGCCUUUCCUCUGGCAGAUGAGUUGGUUAGAGACCAGCACGCGACCUCUCAGCUGACUUCAUCUCCAGGAUG